AUGUCUGCUGCUACCAAGAUCUUGUCUGACAAGCCUUCUGAAUUGGAAUUGCAAGUUGCUCAAGCUUUUGUUGACUUGGAAUCUCAAGCCGAUUUGAAGGCUGACUUGAGAGCUUUGCAAUUCAAGUCCAUCAAGGAAAUCGAUGUUUCCGGUGGUAAGAAGGCUCUUGCUGUCUUUGUUCCUGUUCCAUCUGUUGCUUCUUACAGAAAGGUUCAAACCAGAUUGAUCAGAGAAUUGGAAAAGAAGUUCCCUGACAGACACGUUGUGUUUUUGGCUGAAAGAAGAAUCUUGCCAAAGCCAUCUAGAACUGCUAGACAACAACAAAAGAGACCAAGAUCUAGAACCUUGACUGCUGUCCAUGACGCUAUCUUGGAAGACUUGGUUUUCCCAACCGAAAUUGUUGGUAAGAGAGUUAGAUACUUGGUUGGUGGUAACAAGAUCCAAAAGGUUUUGUUGGACUCCAAGGACUCUACUGCUGUUGACUACAAGUUGGAAUCUUUCCAACAAUUGUACAACAAGUUGACCGGUAAGCAAGUUGUUUUCGAAAUCCCAGAAUCUUACUAA
Molecule: messenger RNA, 564 nt
Organism: Lizanozyma spartinae
Lineage: Eukaryota; Fungi; Ascomycota; Pichiomycetes; Serinales; Debaryomycetaceae
Gene: RPS7A
Product: 40S ribosomal protein eS7
Exons: 1
Coding region: 1-564 (187 amino acids)
Biological process (GO): ribosomal small subunit biogenesis; rRNA processing; translation
Cellular component (GO): small-subunit processome; ribosome; 90S preribosome
Molecular function (GO): structural constituent of ribosome
Source: RefSeq, a predicted model, not a curated record